AUGGGACGACGUUCCAAAUCAAAGAAAAUCUGUUCGAUUGAAAAUCUUUCGAAUGAAAUCUUCUAUGAAAUCUUCAAAUAUGUUGAUGGUUGUGAUGUAUUUUAUUCAUUUUCUAAUCUUAAUCAUCGUUUUGAAAAUCUUCUCAAAUCUUUAUUUUUUAUAUUAAAUAUCAAUUCGGAUCAUCUGAAAUCCAAAAAAUAUCUUCGAAAAAUUUUCAAACAAAUUUUUAAUUGUCAUCAAAAUCAAAUAAUUUCAAUUUAUAUGGAUAUGUCAUUAUCAUUUAAGGAUACAUUUUCGUUUGAUUCAUCAUUUAAUCAAUUAGCAACUCUUCAUCUUUACAAUUUGGAAUCCAAGAAAUUUCUUCGAAAUUUAUCUUGUUUAUCAAAUCUAUCGUUAUUAAAUCUUCACAUAUGUGAUCCAUCAAUUGAUUUAAAUGUCAUCUAUGAAAUUGUAUUAACUUUACCAAAAUUAAAAACAUUUCAUAUCAAAACAGAUCAUAAUCUGAAAUUUUCAUCAUUAUCACAUAUAAAGAAGAACUUGAAUGAAAUUGAACGUCUUAAUAUUCGAGAUCAUUGUGAUUUUAAUGAAAUUCUUUCGAUUCUAUCAUGUUCAUCUUCUUUAUCUCAUUUAGUUUAUAUUCAAACAAAUCCAAUUGAUUAUAAUAUUCAAAUAAAUUCACCAAUAAUUUUAUCAAAAUUAACACAUGUUUAUUUACGUAUAACGGGGAUGAAAUUUCAUGUUUUGGAAAAUUUUCUUAAACAAAUUUCAUUGAAAUUACAAACUUUAUCUUUAACUACGGAAAAUGAAGAUAUGAAAUAUCUCGAUGGGAAUCAUUGGGAAAAUUAUCUUUCAAAAAAUUUACCACAAUUAGAAAAGUUUUAUUUCAAAUCAUAUAUGAAACAUCAUCAUCGUAUUGAUCAGAGAAAACUUAAUCAAUUUCUAACAUCAUUUUGGAUUAAACGACAAUGGAUAUUGGAAAUUAAUGUUCAUUGUACACAUUUUUUAUAUUCAAUUACACCAUAUAAAAAACGAUGGUAUGAUUCAUUAGUAAACGAUGGAAUCACUCCAUCUUCAUUUCAAUUAGAAAAAUCGUGUCAAUUAACGUUGAAUAAUGUUAAUACAAAGUUUUGGAAACAAAUUCAACAUUUGAUAAGUUUAACGAAAAUUUAUCAUUUAGUUUUGCUUGAAGGAAAAACUUUUAUUGGAAAAUUAAUUCAAAUUGUGAAUUCAUUACCUGAACUUAUUUCGUUACAAUUUAAUUCAUUAUCUUUUGUUGUACCAAAUGGAGAAGAUUUACGGCCAUGUUUUUCAAAAAAAUCUCCAAGUAAAAUUGAAAAAAUUUAUGUUGAAAACAUCGAAACAAAUGCUGAAAUUGCACUAUUAUCGACACUUUGUCCAAGAAUGAACUGUCUACGAAUAAUAUCAUUUGGAAAGAACACAAAUUCAUACUCAUUUUAUUAUUAG
This is a messenger RNA of Adineta ricciae, 1464 nucleotides long. The record is from the annotation of a GenBank genome assembly. NCBI's taxonomy places the organism in Eukaryota, Metazoa, Rotifera, Eurotatoria, Adinetida, Adinetidae.